UAGAAGGAGAGCCCGUCACACUUUUAACUCAAGAGCUUCUUGAUCUCUUUUCGAUUUUAAUGGGGGGGGGCAAAUCUUUAGUUCCUGAAUGUAAAAUGAUUCAAACCACCUCCCUGCUCAGCAGGUCAGAAUGCAGGAUCAAAUGUUCUCGGAUAAGUGACAUCUGAAUUGUCCAUACCUUCAGUACUUCAUCACAAGCUCCCGCACCGUCACGCAGCACUUCUGGACUCCGGCUCCCCCGCGUGCGUUUACGUAAGAGCCGCCGCUUUAUUACGCAGCGACAGCUCCAUCCGGGCCAAUCAAAAGAUGUCCGACAAACUAAUCCGCGUGUUUAGUUAUGCGCGAUAAUCUCCACAAGUGGUUCCAAGCAGCUGCAGCACGCGGACGGAGAAGGGCUCCCCGGCGCAGAGGUGGCCGCCCGGAGGGCAGCGGGAGGCGGCGGAAGGUGAGCAGCGCGGCGCAGUGCCGGCUGCCGGGGGCAUGGACAUGUUGCGCCGCUCGUCUGUGUUCGCGGCCGAAGUGUUUGACCGCUCGCCCACCGACAAGGAGCUGGUGUCUCAGGCUAAAGCGCUGUGCAGGGACUACAUUCACUCCAGGCUCAACCGCGCCGGGAUGGGCUGGUCGAAGCCCGAGGCCGGGCGGGUUGCGCCGAGCGGCGGGCUGGGAGACGUCUCCUCCGCCCUGCUGUGGCUGGGUGAUGAGUUGGAGUACCUUCGACCCAACGUGUACCGCAACGUAGCGCGGCAGCUCAACAUCACGGUGGCGUCAGAGAGCAUUGUGUCCGAUGCCUUCCUGGCGGUGGCUGCAGACAUUUUCUCCACCGGUGUGACGUGGGGGAAGGUGGUGUCUCUGUACGCCGUGGCAGGAGCCCUGGCUGUGGACUGUGUUCGCCACGGCCACCCGGCCAUUGUCCAUACCAUUGUGGACUGCAUGGGGGAGUUUGUCCGCAAGAGCCUGACCACCUGGCUGAAGAGGAGAGGGGGCUGGGUGGAUGUCACGAAAUGCGUGGUGAACACUGAUCCCAGCUUCCGCUCUCACUGGCUGGUGUCCGCCGUCUGCGCCUUCGGACACUACCUGAAGGCCACCGUGUUGUACCUCCUCAGAGACACGUGAACUACAGUCACACACGGGGCACACGCUGUGCAGACUGACCGACACUGCACCCCGCCAGCGACACAGCACUCUACAAAAGCUUUUACUGCUUCGGAUGAUGUUUACACUUGUUUGCACUGAGCCUUCAUCCACGAACGACCAUCCCUUCAACAAAAAAAAAAAAAGGCUUUCCGCGCCUCUGCUUCCAAUGCGAGAUUGUCUAUUCAUUGUCAAUGGUAAGGUUAUGGCACACUUUUGACACAAAUGCAUAAAAUCACCCGCUCUUGAGGUUUUUAGCUUUUCGUUUGUUCCACAAUCAGCAGAACUGCUCAUUCAUUGUGCUUCUUGUUUGUCAGAGUCUUGGCUGUCCCUAGUGGUCAGAAAUGGUAACUACUGUACGUGCUUGUACUGAAAUCUCAACUUCUCUUGGGGGUGGCAAACGUGGCACAGAAGAUCAGUGCACGCCAGACAGCUAGAAAAGCAUGUUUUCCUUUAAUCGCGGCUCUGUACGAAAAUGAUUAAGUUAUGUUAUUUCCAAAGAUAAUUUGGGGAACAAUAUUUGAUCGUCUAUGCUUGUCCCCUCCCUCAAGAUUUGUAUUGUGUUUCCGCCAUCACUUGCAGGAACGUUUGAAAAGGGGACCAAAUAGUUACGAUUGCCUCUGUGGUUAUUAGUGAGUAAAUAUUGUCUCUAACAACACUUGUUGUUUGAUGUUAUUCUGUAUACAAAGGUAGAAAAAAAUUAAAGUUAAUAUUCACACAUUG
Molecule: messenger RNA, 1854 nt
Organism: Pungitius pungitius (ninespine stickleback)
Lineage: Eukaryota; Metazoa; Chordata; Actinopteri; Perciformes; Gasterosteidae
Gene: boka
Product: BCL2 family apoptosis regulator BOK a
Exons: 4
Coding region: 481-1113 (210 amino acids)
Biological process (GO): extrinsic apoptotic signaling pathway in absence of ligand; intrinsic apoptotic signaling pathway in response to DNA damage; regulation of apoptotic process
Cellular component (GO): mitochondrial outer membrane
Molecular function (GO): protein heterodimerization activity; protein homodimerization activity
Source: RefSeq, a predicted model, not a curated record